This is a messenger RNA of Mercenaria mercenaria, 813 nucleotides long. RefSeq lists its product as uncharacterized. The record is from RefSeq and is a predicted model, not a curated record. The transcript has 5 exons. Lineage: Eukaryota; Metazoa; Mollusca; Bivalvia; Venerida; Veneridae. Bases 50 to 547 code for a protein of 165 amino acids.
UUUCGAAAGUUCAGGCUGCAAAGGCUUCUCUUAUAACAACGCUGAUUUAAUGUGCAUGGGUUGUGACAAAUUUUACGAAACAGAAACAAAUCUUGUUGAAAAACUAGGCAGCGUAUUUUAUGUCUCAAACAUCAUUGAUUGUGGUGAACCAUCUGUCUCGGACAAUCACGUGGUUCUCGGACCAUUUGACGGUAAUACACAAUCUGGAGCUGAAGUGUCCUACAGUUGUACUCCGUGCACGUUUUUUCCUGGCACGGAACCAGCUGUGAUCACGUGUCAGGCUAAUGCCACGUGGAGUAUACCAGUGUGCGUUUAUGGUCCAGAUGUUGGAAGGCUUCCAAAUGGUCAGCUGAUCCCUGAUGGAGCUAUAGGCUGUGCUGCGACGUUUGGUAACACAUGUCCAAGUGCUUCAAUAUCUGAGUCUGCGCUGUUGCUGGAUGGGUCGACCGGAAGUUGUUACUGUGACAGCGCGUGCUGCUCUUCAGACGACUGCUGCUUCGAUUCCACGUGCGAUGCCGAUGAUUAUUACGACUAUUAUUACCGUUAAAAAACGUACUACAACACUUGUAGGGGGUUUAUAAUAUCAGAAAGCUGUCCUAUUACAGAGAACAUGGUAAAACAUUCAAACAGUUUAAUAUAUAUAUAUUUGCCCUGAUGAGUAUAAACGAAACCGGUAGGCAAAUAUAAUGUUACUCAUGUAAUGUUGUUUAUUUUUUCUUUAUAAUAUACUUGAUCCGGUACAAACUUUUGCAUUUUAUAUAUAUAUAUAUAUAUAUAUAUAUAUAUAUAUAUAUAUAUAUAUAUAUAUAUAUA